AUGAAAAAUAUGACGCUUUCCCGGAAUAAAUACAUCAGCGGCGACUUUUGGACCAAUCUAGGAGGUGAAGUCAAUGGGCUGCGCUCUUUACUUGAACAGCCUGUAGACGACGACGAUGAUGAAAGCAAUGAUGACGAUGAACAUUUCAAAACUACCCCUUCAAUAACUGGCUCAACAGAUCCACCAGUACACUCGUCACUAUUCGACUUCGUCUUCCAUGGGGCUGAUAGUCGUCUAGAACAACAAACGGGUUUCCCAGUAUCACCCCUUCACUUCAAGGCCCUUAGCGAUACCUAUUUCACAAAUGUCGAUCCCAUUUUCAAAAUUAUUCAUAGGCCAACGACUCUCUCUUGUAUAGCGAAUUGUACGAGAAACUUUUCAGCACCACCAAAUAACAAUAUAACCGAGCUGCUGAUGCUGUGUAUGUAUUUCGCUGCAAUCACGUCAAUGUCGCCAAAGGACUGUCAGAAUACCUUCCAUCAAGACUCCCAAAUCCUAGUUACCAAAUUCAGACGCAGUGCGGAGCUCGCCUUUGCAAGAGAGAAUCUUCUUAUUACGGAUGAUUUCGCAGUUCUUCAAGCGUUCGCUAUCUAUCUUUUUACCUUACGAGUAUACAGCAAAACCCAGUCCACGUGGACUCUCUUCGCACUCGUGCUAAGAAUUGCUCAGUCGUUCGGAAUACACAAAGACGCCGACGGCACCGGCCUAUCUUUUUUUGAGGCUCAGCAAAGAAGCCUUCUCUGGUGGCAGAUCAUGAUCCUUGACCUCCGCUGUGCAGAAGACCGAGGUACUCAGCCGAUGAUAUUCGAUAGCUCGUUCAACACUUCUAUGCCUCUUAACAUUUGCGACGAUGACUACGGACCCGAAACAAGCGAGGCUGUUCCGGAAUUUUCGGGCUUGACCGACAUAACCCUGAGCCAUAUCACCCAUAAAUUGGCAUUUAUCUUCCGAAAGCUUCUAUUUCCGAACCAGAUAAGUUUCACUGAGAAAGAACAGAUGGUAAAAAACUUGAGCCAUGAAUUCGAGUCACUCUUCUUUCAAAAGUGCGACGUAAAUAUACCUAUUCAGUGGUAUCUCUCUACAGUUGGCCGAUUAUUGAUCCUCAAGAUGUGGCUAUCAUUGAGAUAUCCGCUUCAAGUUCAAGAUCAACCAAUUUACCCGAAUACCGGUACUACCAGGAAUCAAACACUUCGCACAGCGGUCUUGAUCCUCGAAACUAUGGACAUGUACGAGAACGAUCCGAAGAGCGUCCGGUUCAAGUGGGUCGGACGAACGUGGGUGCAGUGGCAUCCUUUAGCCGUCGUAUUGGCCGAACUGUGCAUUCAAACAGAGGGCCCGUUAGUAGACCAAGCAUGGGUGGUCGUGGAAAGUCUGUGGAAUACCUUUGGAGAACGAGCUGCCGAUACCACGGAGGGCAUAUUGUGGAAACCGCUCAAGAGGCUCCUGAAGAAGGCACGAGCUGCAUACCAAGAAGCGGCACUCAAGAGAGACUUCCACCGAAUCGGAGACAUAACUGCUAACGGUGUUGCUCAGCCUCUUUCGGAUCCAAUAUUUGAUCUUAGUCAAAUGGAGAUUGAUGAAUACAACCCAUCACUAACUUUUAAUAGCUGCGCUCCGGCCGAUGCACAGAUGCCCACUUUAUGGAACAAUUCUGAUACAUCUUACAACAUGAAUACAACUCCGCAGAAUAUUAUCAAUACGGAUUAUAGCAAUCAAGCCAAUUGGGCAGUUUGGCAGGGAUUUCUCCUGGAUUCCGAAGUCCCGUAUUCGAUAGAGGAAAAUGCGUUUGAGGCAUACCCACUUGCCUCUGAUACUGCUUGA
Messenger RNA from Talaromyces amestolkiae, 1821 nucleotides. RefSeq lists its product as uncharacterized. Lineage: Eukaryota; Fungi; Ascomycota; Eurotiomycetes; Eurotiales; Trichocomaceae. Bases 1 to 1821 code for a protein of 606 amino acids. The transcript has a single exon. Gene Ontology annotation, biological process: DNA-templated transcription. The record is from RefSeq and is a predicted model, not a curated record. Gene Ontology annotation, molecular function: zinc ion binding; DNA binding.